Leptopilina boulardi is the source of this 4965-nucleotide messenger RNA. It is a transcript of the gene Cep97, whose product is annotated as centrosomal protein of 97 kDa. Lineage: Eukaryota; Metazoa; Arthropoda; Insecta; Hymenoptera; Figitidae. The transcript is spliced from 12 exons. The record is from RefSeq and is a predicted model, not a curated record. Gene Ontology annotation, biological process: mRNA splicing, via spliceosome. Gene Ontology annotation, molecular function: U2 snRNA binding; protein binding. The coding region runs from base 82 to 2904 and encodes 940 amino acids.
UAGUAUAUGGUUUAAGAAUUGGCCUGAUUUUAUCAUUUUUUAUCGAAGCUACAAACAACAAGAACAAGUAUUGUGUUCAUCAUGGCUUCAACUGAGUCAUUGACAGGUGAUACUCUAGAUUUAAGUGGUCAGAGUUUAAAAAAACUUGCUCGAUGUCCAUCGGAUGCUGAUAUACACAUUUUAAUCGUUGAUGACAAUGAGCUUCAACGUCUUGAUAAUCUCGAUUCUUAUCAAAGAAUCACCAAGCUCUCUAUAGUAAGAAAUCAAUUACUUCGAAUGUAUGGAGUUUCAAAAGUACACAAUUUAGUUACAUUGAAUCUCGCAAACAAUGGAAUAUUACAAAUCGAAGGUAUCAAGGACCUGGUGAAUUUACAAACACUUUGUCUUGCCGGUAACAAUAUCAAGUCCAUUGAGCAUUUACAAACAAACACAAAACUGGAGCAUUUGGAUUUGUCGGAAAACAGCAUUAGUCACGUUUCGGAUAUAUCGUUUCUAAAAAAUUUAAAAGAGCUGUUUUUGCACAAUAAUCGUCUAAUAACUUUGCGCCAAUGCGAGAGAUAUUUGCCGUCUUCAUUAGAAACUCUUACUUUAGCCAAUAACAAUAUAACCGAUUUAAAUGAAAUGUCACAUUUAGUGAAUCUUACUUAUCUUGUUAAUUUCUCAAUUGCAAACAAUCCAUGUGUCAGCAUGACAGGUAACGAUAUUGGAUUUGAUUAUCGUCCUUUUAUAAUCAACUGGUGUAUGAAUUUAAAAUCGAUCGAUGGCUAUGCAGUUGAUCCAAUCGAGAGUCUAAAAGCAGAGUGGCUCUAUUCGCAAGGAAGAGGUCGACAAUUUCGUAUUGGAGAACAUUCAUUAUUGGCGCAAUAUCUUGCGUCAGUUUGUCCAUUAUCGGGUGAGUCGCUCGAAAAUGAAACUGAUCGAAAGCUUAGGCUUAUUUUGAGUAAAGCACAACAUCAUCAAAUGCAAUUGAGCCAACAGAGCGAUUCAGGAAGUGUGCAUAGUCUUAGCAGCGUUGGAAUGAGUCCUUCACCAGCAACUAGGCGUAGACUUAGUAAUAAUCGAACCAACUCUCCCAGACGACCGAUAGGCUCGUCACGCAGUUCAAUGAGAAUGCAAUCACCGGAGCGCAUGGUUACAAGUUGUCACACUGAAGCAAUGGUUUCAUCCUGUCACACUCUCUUAAGUAACGAUCAUCAAGAUCAGUUAAUGACGCAAAGUCUGGAUCCAAAUAUGCUGUCGAAUACUCUCAAUAAAUCAUUAAAUAGCGCACCUCUACAAGACGUUGAAGAAAAAUCGAGUCCCCUGCAGGCAGCAACAAAACUCGUACCAGUACCUGAAUCUUUAAUGAGCCCUGAUUUUCGACCACCGUCAGGACUUUCACGAAUUUUGCCAAUAAAAACACCGCCUAGUAAAUUAAGUUCACCAGUACAAUUUCUAGGAACAACAACAACAACAGCGCAAUCAACUAAAAUAAUACCUUCCGAGGUAACAGUGAAAUCAAUGCCAAUUUUUAAUACAGCUACACCGAUAAAGACAAAUAUAAAUAAUACAGUGAAAACAACAACAACAGUUAAAUGUAAUUUAUCAACGAAUUGCAGUCCUGGUAAGGGAAAUAUUGCAAAACCUGUUGUUACAAGUACAAAUGGAAAAUAUCAUCCACAAAAUGUUAAAAUUAAUAAUUAUGUGCAAAGUAAAACAUUGCCAAUGAUGAAAAAAAAUGUGAGAAAUUCACCAAAUUUAGGUAGAAGUAAAGAUAUGAAAAAAACAGAUGGAAUUAAACCAAGUCCAUUAAAGAAAUUUGGUAAUGAAGAUGCGACAAAUGUAAUUAGUAGCGAUGAAGAGAGUGAAGUUUGUCAGGCAAAAUUGAAUAGUAUUCGUCAUAGAGCAGUUCAAAGGCAACAUGAAGACACUAAUAAAGUUCAAAACGAUCCAACUGAAAAGGCAGCGAUUUGCAUUCAAAGAAUGUGGAGAGGCUAUCACACGAGGAACGCUGACAAAAAAACCACUGAUGUAUUAAAAGCAAUUGAAAUGAUGAGAACAAACAAAUAUAUUCAGAAAUUGUCGUCUGAUAUGGAAGCAACGCGAAAUGUUCUCGAGAAUGAGCACAAGUUGCAAUUGCUACAAAUGCAGGCAAUUAAUGCCUUAUGGAAAAAAGUUGUUGCACUUCAACCUGCAAAUGGACGAGAAAGUGGAACUGCCACAACUACUAAUGGAGAAGGAAUUUCAAAUCCAAACAUGGAUGUUGUAAAUAACUUGGCACAAACUUGUCAUAUGUUACACAAUCAGGUACAACAAUUGCAGGAUUCAGUAACGGAAAUAAAACGUUGCAUGUCAACAAUACAAUCAAAACCACAAAUGGUUGACAAUGGAGUUAGUACACAAACGGAAAUAUCCGCUGUUCAUACACCGGCUGGUGAAGAAAAUGUUUUUCCCUAUCAUCGACCACAUCGACCUCAAUCAUUGGCGAUUCAUCAAACAAUUCAAGAAUGCAACGAAAAUAAAAGUUUUGCUUCAAAUUUAGUUGAUAGUGUAUUAAAGAAAGUAUCACAUUCCGCCGAUAUGACAGAUGACGAAGUGAAUACCGAUAUAUUCAAUUCAAAUGACAAUCCCGAUGGUAUGAAUUCAUUGGAAAAUCCUGAAAUGAGUUGCGAUGAAAUUUUAGAAUCUCUACCGAAAAAUGACGAUGGAUUGGGUGAAGAAUUUAAAAAUAUUAUUGAGAAUACAAAAAAUAGUGACGUUAAUUUGACAAAUGAUUGUCAAGAUAUUAAUGAUACUGAUAUAGAGGAUGUUAUUUGUAAGGAAUUAUUGCAAAGUAUGCGUGAAGUUGAUAUAGGGAAAAAAUUUAAUAAUGAAAGAAAAAGAGUGGAAAAUUUAUCCGUGGAAGCAGAAAAUUUAGAGAAUUAAGUUAGAGGGUUAAAAAAAAACUAAGUAGCUAAUUGUUACUCAUGCCUUGUAAUAGAAUUUAAGAUAAGACACGAGUUUCCUAAUUAUUAAUAUUUAUAACGAAAUUCGAGUCUUGAAAUAGUCCAAAAAAAUGUAUCUUUCACUUUUUUUUCUAAUAUUUAAUUUAUUUAUUCAUUUUUCUAUUAUUUAUUGAUGACUAAAAUUUCAAUUUAAAAAUUAGUUUAUUUUUUCUCUGUAAAAGAUUGAAUUUUUUGGACUAUUCAAUAUUUAUAAAAUCACAAAAAAAAAACCUCGCUGAAGAAAAUGACAAAGAUCACACCAAAUUAAUAUAUAUUAAACCAAAAGCUCGCUGUAAAUAUAAAGAAAGAGCCGUUAAAGCUUUGUUGAAAUUAUCUUUAAAAAGAUUUUUCAUUUUUACAAAGAAAAAUAAGAAUUUCAUUGAAAGCUAUUUUAGGGCAUACUUUAAUAUUGUUCCUCAUUUUUUUUUAUUAAAAAGCACCAUUGUUAAUUGGCACUUAAUUAGUUUGAUUAAAUUAGAUUCGCUCUAGGUUUUGAAUUUAAGGGCACUUUCAAUUAUUUGUGAAACAUUUAAUUAAUAUUAGGCGAAUUUUCGAAACUUUUUAUUAACUCGACAUGUAAGAUUAAUCAUUCACGCUCUAGAAAUUUGGUUCUUUAAUGGUAGAUUUAACUUCGCCUCUAGGAUUAUAAAUUCUAGUCAAUAUUCGUAAAUACUCAAAAAAAAAAAAAAAGAAAAUACAAAUUAAUAGUCAUUAGUAUCUUUUGAAAAAAAGUUAAAUCUACACUUAGGUGCAUUAACUCAAUGUUGCAAUUAAGUUAAAACUUGAAAAGUUUCAUAAUUAAGUAAUUUAAUCAUUUUCCAUAAUAUGUGAUAUAAUAUAAAUGAUGUUAUUUAUUUGCAGAAGUACAUUCCAUAUUCCAUGUUGCACAAAAAAAAAGAAUUUCUGCAGAAUUUUUUCUUUUUUUUUUGUAAUCAUCGUAAACUAGCUUCUGCAGAAUAAUCUGUCAUUGUGCUUCUCGCUUUAUUAUAAUAUGUCAUUCUGUCAGAAAAUUACUGAAAACAGUAUUCUUUUUAAAUAUUAAUUUCUUUAUAUUGAACACUUAUUUAUUUUCAAAACUUUUGUACUUUGGAUUUUUUUUUCUCAUUUAAAAUAUUUAUUUUUAUACUUUCUUUUCACCUACAUGUAAGAUACAAUUUUUUUUUUUGGUUUUUUUGUAGAAAUUAAAAAUUGUUUAAAAAGAAAAUCUUUUUGAUAAGCUCAAGUUAAUUGAAAUAUAAUUUAUUUCCUAUAUAUAAUAGUAUAACGUAUACAUAUAUAUAUAUAAUAAAAAAUAAUCUUUUGUAACUUUAAAAGCGAUAUACAUUAUAUUUUCAAGAAGAAAAUAUUUUAAUGUGUAUUACAAUAAUUAUAUUCGAAUUUCACAAUAAUAGUGAAUUAUUCUAAAAUCUAAAUUUUAUCAAAUUAAGUUCACUUUUAUUUUAGUUUUCUUUUCCUCCCUAUUAAAAUAUAAUAGGCCUUAUAUUAUCUGUAUUACUUUUUUUUUUAGAGAGAUUUUUGUCUUCGAUGUAAACGAUUUACAAAAAAAUAUAUAUGUAUAUUUGCAAAAAUCUAGAUUACUUAUAUAGAACAUCUCACAGAAGUGCUUAUUUGCACACACAUACAAAAAAACGGGUACAUUAUAUAGUACUUGAGUUUUACAUGCAGUGUAAAAAAAAUUUCUUUUGCUUUCAUCUGAAAACAAUAUCACAAAAGACAUGGACAUUUUUUUUACAAUAAACAUCAGCUUAAUAAUUUAAAUCAAUUUAAAAUAGACAAUUAUUUAAGCUGACUUUUUGUCUCUUGAAAUAUAAAAAUUUGUCUCUUAAAUAAAAGAGAACGACUGAAUAAUAACAAAAAUUCCUCUCCUCAAAAAAUUGUUUACAAUAUCGAAUAUUUUUAGUUUCUAAAAUGUAAUAUUACAUUUUUCAAAAAAAAAAAAAACUCAAAGAUUGUAGUUAAUGUAGAUUUUGACUACAUUGUAAAUAAAUUGAUUUCAACUUUA